Penaeus chinensis is the source of this 2899-nucleotide messenger RNA. RefSeq lists its product as uncharacterized. NCBI's taxonomy places the organism in Eukaryota, Metazoa, Arthropoda, Malacostraca, Decapoda, Penaeidae. The record is from RefSeq and is a predicted model, not a curated record. The transcript is spliced from 8 exons. Bases 717 to 1739 code for a protein of 340 amino acids.
AUUAGCGUGAGGGAGCAGCGAAAGAAAUCCAUCAGCAGACAGAUCCGCCCACAUAUCACGCCCGCAAAGAAAGGUGGGAAGGUACAACCGCUGCCGAAAAUCCACGUGAAUCCCAGGAGUCACAUUACACAGGCGGCGCCAGCACACCCGUGGAGACUGGGCGUUGCUUAAACCUUCCGCCCCCGCCCUCCGAGGAGCAGCCUACGCCCACCAUCACCUCCACCCUCAUCUCCGGCACCACCGCCCCUCCGCGCACCACUUGGCCUCCUUCAGAGCCCCCCCUUUGCCACACGGCCUUUCCCUUCCUUCGUCCUAGUCACCCCCGAGCUGAGUUCGAGCGGAGUCGGGCAGGAAGCACCACACCGAAGUGGCACCGCCUCGGCCCCUCCUCCUCCAGCUCCUCCUCCUCCUCCUCCUCCUCCUCCGGCACGGCAUGGCUGGUGUGUGGACCCUUUGCUAAACUCCACAAAGACGCUUCUCUGUAAACUAAUAAAAACAAGUAACAGUUUUUUAAAACAUACACAGAGAAAAUUUAAAGAGAGAGCGAGCGAGAGAGAGAGAUACUACACCAUGAGUCCCCCCGACUAGUGCGCCUCAAAGGGCGUGUCGGGUUCUGUGUGUGCUUGCGCUUGGGUGUGGACGAAGCACCUUGAGCAGGGCACCACCACCUGUUUCUCCUCCACCUCCACCUCCACCUCCUCCUCGAGCGGACCAGCAUGCAGGCCGCCCUUCUUGUCCGCAACAAAAGGACGAAGAAGCGCAAGGACAGUAAGACUCUGUCCUUGGCCAGCCUUCCUCCCCAUGUGGCCACCAAGCCAAUCAACCCCUUUCCAAGAUACAAUCCUGUCCAGUUACCGAACGGGAAGAACGCCUGGGGAGGAAAAGUCGGAGACAAGAAAAAAGCAGCAGAGAACCAUCGACGAUGGAUAAACAGAAACAAGGUCGAAGAUGAUCCCGAUUCUAACGAUGAUGAUGACGAGGAAUUGGAUGUCGGGGACACCGCGGGUGGAAAUCUGGAGAAGAACGCGGAUGGGAGAUACCGCCAGACAGGGGUCGUCAAUAUCGUCCUUUACGUCGGCCUUGGACUUAUAGCUCUCGGCCUCAUCAUCACCUUCGUCGGCCUGGGAGAACACGGCUUCAAGUCCCCGGAGCUGCGCCUGAUAGGUCCGAGUCUCAUAGGGUGUGGCUUCCUCUUCGCCCUCCUUAGACUCUUCUUCUGCUCUGCCCCCGACUGCUGCACCUCCUGCAGGAAAGCCAAGCCGCUCGACGAGAAGUCUUUGCUCUCGCCGUCGAGGGAGACUCUGGCUGAGGACUCCGUCGCGGACACUCCUCAGCCGCAGCAGAACCAGCAGCCGCAGAAGGUCCAGACGCAGCAGCCGCAGAGCCGCCGCCGGCAUGACGAGGCCGCCGCAGCCGCCGAGGACGACGACAACGACGACGGAGUGCGCCAGUCGGCCCGCCGUAUGCCGACCAAAUCGGCGCUACAGUCGUCGAUUCCCAACUACAUCGAGGACGAGUGCGAGGACGACGAGAUCCUGGGCCUCAGUGUCGAGUACAUGGACGAGACCAGCUCGGUGAAGAAGGCGGCGUCGGACUCCCUGAGCGGCACGCGGCCCACGUCAGCCACCAGCCGCUUGUCCACGGCGUCGAAGGUCCCGCGCCUGCCCGAGAUCCACGCCGGCCGACGGAACAGCGAGCUCGUGCUGAAUCCCGCGACGCUGGAGCCGACGGGAGAGUGAUCCGACGACGACCCGCUACCCCGAGGAACCUAGCGACAGCCGGGCUCGAGCAAAAGUCUUUGUGAUAUUUUCCCUCAGUGCAUGACGAAAGCGGAAGUUCAGAAAAAAAAAAAAUGAGGAAAAUAGAAGUUGCCUGUCAUCGGCAACUCGGCACAUUGAAGAUGUUGCGAAGUUGAACCGAGAGGGAGAGAGAGAAAGAAGGAAAGCGAAAGUGAAAAUAGAAAAAUAUGUGGUGUUUUUGCUGCCGGGAAAGGGGGCACUGAGAACGGGCCAACGAGCGGGUAUAUGCUGUGAUAAACUGACAAGUACGAUGGACACACCCGCACUUCUGUUGGUUUGUGAGGCUCGCUGCGGGUGUUGCAGAUUCCUCCCCACACCCCCUCCUCUUUCUCUCUCUCUCUCUCAAGCUCACUCUUGGUGGGAAAAAGGACCUAAACCAAAAGUGGACCCAGUUUCAGUAUCUAUCUAGAAAGGAAAAAAAUAAUAUAUAUACAUAUAUUACUGUGAUUGACUCAUUCAAAACCGUUAUUACUUGUGGUUUAACCUUUAGUUUAGUGUGCAUUACGACGAAAGUCAUUGUUUGGCAUCUAUACCCGGCUUGGACCCCGAGGGCAGACCCGGCUUCUACGGCUUCGGGCCCUCAAGGUCACAAAAGCCGAUAGAUCUGAAGGUCACCGACGAAGAGAGAGGAAACAGAUCUCUUAGCAUUUCUACUAGUGCAGUGUAAUGAGUAUUUUGAUAUUGAGAUAUCAGUUUAGAGUUGAAUCAUUAGUUUUUUUUGUAUUCGAGAAUCAAGAUAAAGAUAUGAGUGUUCACAAAGUCGCACAUAAAAAAAGAGAACUCCCUGUUUAUUGUCAGUAUUCCAAUUCAUUACAAAAUUGGCGAAAUUCACACAAGAGGAAGUGCCUUUAUUGGCCUCUGAUAUGAUACCAUGUAUACCCAAGGCUGCGAAGUUUAUUUUUAUUGUUGGUUGUUACAGUAUUAUUAUGAUUAUUUCCGUAACGCAGCCAGAUAUUAUCACUCAGCUGUUCAACUUCAGAUUACAUGUUUAUUGAAUUUUGAAGAAUAAUCUGAAGCACUACGGGUGAUCAUGAUCCCUUGUCUAUGGGAAGGCACGAAGUUUUUCUUAUAUGUAACAAUAUAUAUAUGUAUAUAUAUAU